UUGCUGGUGGUGGUGGUGGUGUUGGUGGUGGCGGCGGUGGCGACGCUGCUCUGGGCCACCGCCACUCCUCGUCACAGCGCCGAGCGCCCAGACCACCGAUGGGCGACCGCCGCACCGCCGGCACCGCCUGCACCGGCACCGGCACCACCACAACAUCAAGCAGUGGCAAUAGCGGCGACGACGGUGACGCCGGUGGUGGUGGUGGUGGUGGAAGACGGGCUCGCAGAGCCCCGAGGGGCGAGCGUCCAAGCCGCGUCUCUCUCAAGCGCCGCUCGGACCCCCUCAGCCUCCCGCCGCGACCCGACUCCCCCCGGCACCGGAGCGGGGCCGUCAGCGAUGACCUCGGCCUCGGGCAUAGCCGGGACAGCCUUGGAGGAGGAGGAGGACGAGGAGGAGGAGGAGGAGGACGAGGAGGAGGAAGUGGAGGAGGUGGAGGAGACGGCCGCCGGUCCUCAAGGCGCCGUUCCGUCCGCCAGUCCGAGGGGACCUGCCCAGGCUACAGUGGGGACAGCCGUCCUGACGGGGACAGCCGUCCUGACCGGGACAGCCGUCCUGACCGGGACAGCCGUCCUGACCGGGACAGCCGUCCUGGCUGGGACAGCCGUCCUGACCGGGACAGCCGUCCUGGCUGGGACAGCCGGGACAGCCUCUUGGGAGCGGCGGCAGGAGGCGGUGUACGGCGUUCCGUCAGGGAGGGCUCCCGGGAGCCCAGCGUAGGCCCGAGGGACAGCCUCCUCCUCCUCGGAGGAGGUAGAGCAGGAAGCGUUGGAGGAGGUAG
Messenger RNA from Petromyzon marinus (sea lamprey), 778 nucleotides. NCBI's taxonomy places the organism in Eukaryota, Metazoa, Chordata, Hyperoartia, Petromyzontiformes, Petromyzontidae. The record is from RefSeq and is a predicted model, not a curated record.